This is a messenger RNA of Arvicola amphibius (Eurasian water vole), 3989 nucleotides long. RefSeq names its product GC-rich sequence DNA-binding factor 2 (gene Gcfc2). NCBI's taxonomy places the organism in Eukaryota, Metazoa, Chordata, Mammalia, Rodentia, Cricetidae. The transcript has 17 exons. The record is from RefSeq and is a predicted model, not a curated record. Bases 25 to 2448 code for a protein of 807 amino acids. Gene Ontology annotation, biological process: mRNA splicing, via spliceosome. Gene Ontology annotation, molecular function: DNA binding. Gene Ontology annotation, cellular component: nucleus.
ACGCGCGCGAACCGUACUUGUGUUAUGGCUCUCAGGCCUCAGAGGACUUUCAGGCGGCGUCAGGUCGAGUCCAGCGACAGCGACAGCGACGGCCCUGAGGAGCGGCCUGCAGAGAAGCCGGCAGAGCCAGGCCGGCCAUCUGCGGGCGGAAGAGCAGAGGGAGUAGAACCGCUGCGGAGGGCCCGUGGCGCCCGGGGCCGAGGUCGUGUGUGGGCGAGCUCCAGGCGCAGCCCCGGAACUGCUUCCCGCGGCGCAGGUGUCCUCUUAGAAUCCAAAACAGUCGAUCUCUCAGCGGAUGAAGGGGAAGGAGCACAUCCCUCAUCGGAAAGUAAGGAGGGUUCAGCGGAUGAAAGGGAAGGAGCACAUCCCUUGUCAGAAAGUGAGGAGGGUUCAGCGGAUGAAGGGGAAGGAGCACAUCCCUCGUCAGAAAGUGAGGGUGAUCAGUGCCCAUCCUCUAACCGCUCGAGUUCUCCGGAAGAGAAAGAAGUUUCACCCACAGUUAAGAUCCCUGAUGCAGCUUUUAUUCGGGAAGCCCGCAGAAAACGUGAGUUGGCCAGGACCCCAGGUGACUACAUUUCACUGGAUGUAAACCAUCCCCCCACCACUUCUGACUGUAAGAAGAGCAAUGAGGACGACCCGGAGAGUGACCCUGAUGACUGGGAAAAGAGAGUACUAUUUGCCCCAAAGCCUCAAACACUCAGACAAAGAAUGGCUGAAGAAACAUCAAUCAGAAAUGAAGAAGCAAGCGAAGAGAGUCCGGAAGAUGAAAAUCAGGACAUUUGGGAACAACAGCAAAUGAGGAAAGCAGUCAAGAUCAUACAGGGACAAAACAUAGACCUUUCCUACAACAGUGGGUCUCAAACACUGAAGAAGUUUGAUACUUCCAUUUCAUUUCCACCAGUAAAUCUGGAAAUUAUAAAGAAACAAUUAAAUAGCAGAUUAACAUUACUACAGGAUACUUAUCGCUCGCACCAGAGAGAAUAUGAAAAAUAUGAACAAGACAUCAAGAGUUCAAAGACAGCAAUCCAGAACCUGGAGAAUGCACCAGAUCAAAAUCUAAACUACAAAUUCUACAAAGGCAUGAAAAUUUAUGUGGAAAAUAUAAUUGAUUGUCUAAAUGAAAAGAUUAUCAGCAUUGAGGAACUAGAAUCAUCCACGCACACGUUGCUUUUAAAACGAUCAGAAGCACUUUUGAAACGCAGGCAAGAUGAGCUAAAAUGGGAAUCAUCCUAUCUGCAACAGUUAUCACGCAAAGCUGAGACAUUGGCAAAUGGAAGCUUGGCCCUAGAUGACAAGGAUCAACGGAUUCUGGAAGAGAUUGAAGCACGAAGGAUGCAGAGAAGACAAGCAAGGGUGCUCACUGGCAACUGUGACCAUCAGGAAGGGACUUCUAGUGACGAUGAGCUGUCUCCUGCAGAGAUGACCAACUUCCAAAAACACCAAGGUGACAUUUUACAAGAUUGUAAGAAAGUUUUUGAAGAUGUGCAUGAUGAUUUUUGUAACGUCCAGAAUAUUUUAUUGAAAUUUCAGCAGUGGCGAGAAAAGUUUCCUGAUUCCUACUACGAAGCCUUCGUUGGUUUCUGCUUACCAAAGCUUUUAAGUCCCCUGAUACGAGUUCAGUUGCUUGAUUGGAAUCCUCUUAAGUUGGACUCCAUAGGUCUAAACCAGAUGCCCUGGUUCACAUCCAUAGUAGAGUUUAUGGAUGGCAGCAUGGAAGAUGCAAAGAAGGAAGAUGAGUCGGAUAGAAAAAUUCUGUCUGCUGUCAUCAACAAAACAGUUGUUCCUCACCUUACAGAUUUUGUAGAGUUCAUUUGGGAUCCCCUCUCAACCUCACAGACAAGAAGUUUAACAAUGCACUGCAGACUGGUGUUUGAACAUUCCGCUUCUGAAAAUGAAGUUAGUAAAAGCAAACAGGAUUUACUUAAAUCUGUUGCUGAAAGAAUUAAGAAGUCAAUAGAAGAUGAUGUUUUUAUUCCUCUAUAUCCUAAGAGUUCUGAAGAAGGAAAAAUGUCACCACAUUCAAAGUUCCAAGAAAGACAGUUCUGGGGGGCUCUAAAGCUCUUCCGCAAUAUUCUUCUUUGGAAUGGACUUCUCCCAGAUGACACCUUGCAAGAUCUAGGACUAGGGAAGCUGCUGAAUCGCUAUCUUAUUAUUGCUCUUACUCAUGCCUUCCCUGGACCAGAUGCUGUUAAAAAGUGCAGCCAGAUAGCAGCCUGUCUACCAGAGAAAUGGUUUGAGAACUCUGCUAUGAGGACAUCGAUUCCCCAACUAGAAAACUUCAUUCAGUUUUUGUUGCGGUCUGCACAUAAAUUAUACACAAGUGAAUUCAGGAAUGAAGUCGAUGAAAUAAUUCUUAUCCUGAUGAAAGUAAAAGCUUUGAGUCAAGCCGAAUCUCUUAUAGAGGAAUAUCACCUGGAGCCCCCCACACCCCCAGUUACAGGCGUUUGAGUGCACUGUGGGAGGUGUUGAGAGUCAUUGAUGAAAGUGCUCAGUUGCACUCCUGUGCACAGUGGUGCCUCUUCAUCCUCUGCCCGUCCUUCCUGGUGCUGACCGAGGGCUACCUGCACAGCAGCAGCUGUUCUUCCUCAGGCUGAGAGGAGUUGAAGAAUCGCUACACAGACACAUGUCCAGAGUUAAACCGUCGUCAGCUUUGGCAUCCCUUUUUUGGAGGGGGGGUUCAAGACAGGGUUUCUCUGUAGCUUUGGAACCUGUCCUGGAACUAGCUCUAGCUCUUGUAGACCAGGCUGGCCCUGAACUCACAGAGAUCCACCUGCCUUUGCCUCCCAGUGCUGGGAUUAAAGGCGUGUACCACCACCGCCCAGCCAGCUUUUAAAACCCCCACUGUUUACAAAUCAGCUAAUGAGGAAAUCUUAGAAUGAACUGCUUAAUUAUGAGAUGGUUAACACAUUUUUAUAACAAAUUGUCCUUCCAAAAUCUGUACUAGUUGAUUGUAUGAACUCAGUGAAAGAGUGCUAGUGAGUCUCCAGAUUUUUAAUUCACUGUUAAUUUGUUAGGGGAAAAGUCUAUUUUAAAAAGGUUUAUUUUUAUAUGUGUAGUUAUGUAUACACCUGGGUGACUUUAUGUAUACCACUUCCAUGCAGAGACCAGAAAAGGCCAGAGGGCAUCAUAUUCCCUGGAACUAGGGGUCCAGGAGAUUGUGGCCCACCUGAUGUAGAUGCUGGGAGUUAAACCCAGGCCCUCAGGAAGAGAUCUUAAACUACUAAGUUGUUCCUCCAGCCCCUGUUGAAGAAGGAAGACAUAUGGUUUGGGUCAUCUGUAAUUCUUUGUGAACUAUAUCCAUCUUUUUCUAGAGACUUAUUAUACUUCCAUAUUUAAAAUAAUAUCUUUUGCCUGUCCUCUGGCAAAUAAUUUAUCAGAAAACUUAACAUUUUUCUUUGAAUUUUAAGGGUUUUUUUGAUGAUGAAGUUAUCAUUUGGUAGCAAGUUAGGCUUUUUUGUUCUGUUGUCAUUCACGGUAGAAUUAAAAGGUCACUACAAUUUUAAAUACAGAAUGUAAAGUAUUUGUCUUAUUAAGGAAAUCUAAGGCAAGGUAGUUAAGAAAUUAGGAAUUUUUUGCAAAAUGAUUUUAUUCAUGUUAAGUCUGUUAAGCUACUCAGUGAUGCCCCCGUGUAUAAUUACUGCCCUAAAGGUAGUUGGAAAAUGUUGGUUAUAUUGUAAGAUGUGACUCUGGCCCGUAUUUACAUACUUGGAAGCCCUACUUUCAAGACUCCAUGUAAUGUGAACAGCUGACAUGUUAUCGCUGUAGCAGUGGGAGCUUGUGGUUCUCUACGUGAAGAUGUUAAAACUGUUAGUUAUACAAACUGCACAAACAGAAUCCCACAUAGAAAGCCCAAACACUGCUGAAUCCUCAGUUCAUGUUAAUGUUGUUUUAGACAGCAGCUCAUUACAAAAGCACAUGUGUAUGUGUACAGAAAGUUUUGUAUAUAAAUGGCAAAUGCUUUAUUACAUUAAAAUUUCCAGGGUUUUGUU